UCAACUCUCUGUCUCUCUCCAGGUCUCUCUCUCCCCUCCUCUCCUCUGCAGUGUUUUGAGCUCCAGCAGCCCUUUGAUUACCCCCGAGACGAGGAGGGCGUCCGGACAGCCUGCAUCUUCCCAGAGAGACAGAGAUCUGUAUGCAUAGAAAUAAAGGAAAGUUAACGAGAAGGAGCUAACGAGAAGGCUGCAGUGAAUCAGGCUGAAGGACGCAUGAAGAAACUGGAGCAGGAGAUUGCUGAGCGAAGGAGGAGAAACGCUGAGCUGAAACAGCAUUCAGAGACAGAGGAACACAUCCAUUUUCUACAGAAUUUCCAGUCUCUCUGUGCCCCUCCUGAAGCUGGAGACUUACCCAGCGUUACUGUCAAUACAGACAUCUCUUUUGGGGCCGUGAGGAAAGCUGUAUCUGAACUUACAGACCACAUUGAGGACUUCUGCAAGGGGGAGUUAGUCAAAAUAACCACAACAGUGAACGAAGUUGCAGUUUACAGUCUGCAGGCUCCAGAGCCAAGGAACAGAGCUGAGUUUUUAAAAUAUUCCUGUCAGCUCACACUGGACCCCAACACAGUGCAUAGAAACCUCUGUCUGUCUGAAGGGAACAGAAAGUUGACACUGAGGAGAGAGACCCAGCGAUGUGCUGAUACCCCAGAGAGAUUUGAUUGGUGGUUCCAAGUGCUUUGCAGAGAGGGUUUGUCUGGGACUCGCUGUUACUGGGAGACUGAGUGGAGUGGGGGAGGGGCUGAUAUAGGAGUCACAUAUAAAGGAAUCAGCAGGAAAGGAGGGGCUUGUUCCUGUGCUCUUGGAUUCAAUGACAAGUCCUGGAGUUUGUUCUGCUCUGAUUCCAGUUACACUGCCUGGCACAAUAACAAUGACACUGCAAUAACUGCCCCCCGCUCCCCCAGAAUAGGAGUGUAUCUGGACUUUAAUGCCGGCACUCUGUCCUUUUAUGGCGUCUCUGACACAAUGACCCUCCUGCACAGAUUCCAAACCACAUUCACUGAGCCGCUCUAUCCUGGGAUUAGGCUUUGGCAUGAUAGCCCUCUAACAAUCUGCCAGCUGAACUAGACUGUCUUGUGUUGUAAGAAACCCUUUGUAUUGAACUCCCUGUCUGUCCUCUCCACUCCUCGGCUGAAGGGAAUGUUCAGUCUGACACAACUUUGGAUGAAAGUUAGGGGGUAAAACGGCGCCCCCUGCAGAGUGAAACGAGGUGAAUUAUUUGUUUUUACACUUGGGGCCGAGGCAGCCUCAUUUUUACUGUUUAAUCUGUCAGGGGAGUGUUUUUGUAAUUGUAAACACUCACAACUGGACAGCUGUUUCAGCAUCAAAUGUUCAAUAUGUCCUGAGUAUUUAUUGAUUACAAACACACACACAGCACCAAGUGGCAGACUUAGUUGGCAUCUCUGCACAGUGCUAGAAUUCCCACAGCAAGUACUGAGAAGUAUCUCUUAAACUGAUUGUAGCUCACUAAAUAAUCCCACAAUGUGUUCCUGUAUUUUAUAGGAAUAGGCUUCAUACAUACCUUUAUACAGGCAAGCAAUAGGUACAAGAUGCCUUUUCCUUGUGUUAUUAUUAUAAUUUUGUUUGUAAAUGAUCCCAUUCUGAAAUGGUUGGAUAAUUACCCUAACGAGCAUUUAAUUAGAUGCACUGGGUCUACUCGUCAGGCAGUUCAAAGUUUCAAUAUUAUCACUGUUUGCUUAAUUUAACAAUAAUGUGAGUGAAAUAUCAUCACAAGAAAGAAGACAUUUCCAUGGAUAUCGUAAAUCCCAAUCAAAUUGCAUUACAUGUGCAAUCUGCCCACAGUGGAAAAGCAGAAACGUGUUUUAAGCCUGGCCUUUGUCGCCCUCUUCAGGACAAACUCUGCAGCUGCGCAGAGCCUGAUUGAAAGCAAUUCUCUUCACUUGGUGUGGUUCCAUUGGAAAUGUAGGGCCCUAUUCACACAACCUUGAGGACUGUUCUAAGCGCUGUUUUAUUAAAGACUCUUUAUUGAAGAAAAAAAACAACAACUUUUUUUCGUAGUUUAAAUCAAGGUGUUUAGAGAGGGGGAGAAGUUUGUUUGUUAAUUUUAUUGUUUAUUAUUAUUCAAAGCACUGUUUAAGGUCAGCAAUCUUUAUAAUCAGGUUUUA
Molecule: messenger RNA, 2123 nt
Organism: Polyodon spathula (Mississippi paddlefish)
Lineage: Eukaryota; Metazoa; Chordata; Actinopteri; Acipenseriformes; Polyodontidae
Product: tripartite motif-containing protein 16-like
Exons: 5
Coding region: 214-1065 (283 amino acids)
Molecular function (GO): protein binding
Source: RefSeq, a predicted model, not a curated record